AUGAGCGGAGGCGGAGGCGGACGAGGCGGAGGCGGGUGGGGAAUAAUCAGCCCUGACUGACAACAACAACAACAACGCCUGGCGGUUCCACAGCCCGGUCUCCAAAGCGCCUCCUCGCAUGCUCUUCUGCCGGAAGCUCACAACGACCCUGUGAGUUUGGAAAAGCAGCAGCAUUGGCGACCUUUGAGGCCUGUAACUUCAAGCCGUCUGCAAUGAGCUUGAUUCUCUGUGCGCCAGCAAAAGGAGGCCUUUGAAGAGGGUGCCGUUCGGAGUGACCGUGAACCAUGUUUGUCUACAGGUGAUCGCUGCUGGGCCCUUCUUAGCUGCACAGAGCGCGUCCUUCGGACAGCGGCCUGUCAAAAUGUUCAGCGCGGCCCAGUUGUCCAAGGCCCAGUUCCUUGACAAAGCGCGCCAGGCUCGCGAGGAGCGCCGGGGGCUGAAGGAGCGUGACCGUGCCGCCGUGCAGAUCCAAGCCCUCGUCCGGAGGUUUCUGUGCCGCUGUCGGCUCCAGAGAGAGAUCAGGAAAGAAGUGGACGAAUUUUUGGAUGCCAGUGGCCCUGGCAAAAAGACGGCCCUCUCGAUCUUCAGGGCCUCCCGGAAGCUGCUCUACGUUUUCAGGUUGCAAGAGGACAAAGAGAGGUUUCAAAAGUUAUGCCGCUGUAUCCUUAACAGUAUGGACGCUGAGAACGAGCCUAAGGUGUGGUACGUGUCGCUGGCACUUUCGAAAGAGCUGACGCUGCUGUGGAUCAAGCAGGUCAAGGACGUGCUGUGGCUGGGCUGCGAAUUUCUGAAGCUGCUCAAGCCAGACAUGUUGCAAGAUUCAAAGCUGGUGAAUUUGCACCUCACGAUGCUGGUGACCUUCACAGACACUUCCACGUGGAAAAUCCUGCGGGGGAAAGGAGAAACCUUGCGGCCGGCCAUGAACCACAUCUGUGCAAAUAUCAUGGGACAUCUCAAUCAAAAGGGAUUUUAUUCUGUGCUCCAGAUUUUGCUGACAAACGGCCUGGCACGAUCCAGACCUUCCUUCUCCAAAGGCACUUUAACCGCCGCCUUUUCUCUUGCGUUGCGCCCGGUGGUGGUGGCUCAGUUUUCCGACAAUCUCUUGCGGUCCUUCUUGAUCCACAUCAUGUCGGUACCAGCGAUAGUGACUCACCUCGCAACGCUUACACCUGAGCGUCUGGCGGUGAUAGAAUCGCACGACCUCCUGCGCAAAUUUAUCCUGUUCUUGAGCCGUGAAGAACAGUGUAGAGACGUCUGCGUGUGUUUGGAGGGAAGCCACACCCUUUGUCUUCUGGGCAACCUGGUCUACUUGGGGUCCCUGAACGACAAGGUGCUGGAGGAGGAGACGGCCCACUUUGUGAGUGUGCUGAUCCAGAUGCUCUCGUACUGCCAGAGGUACGUCUCGCAGAAGAAGUCCAACCUCACCCACUGGCACCCGGUGCUCGGCUGGUUCUCCCAGACGGUGGAUUACGGCUUGAACGAGUCGAUGCCCCUGCUCACCAAACAGCUGCAGCACCUCUGGGGGGUCCACCUCAUCCGCAUCCUCUUCAGCGACGUCCUCAGCAAGAAGCUAACGGAGAACCACGAAGCCUCUCGCCCGCCGGGGCCCUCCACCUCGCCCCAGAACAGCCUGCCCAUGAAGAACCUUUUCAAGCGCGCCUUCCAGAAGUCCGCCUCCGUCCGCAACAUCCUGAAGCCCGUCGGCGGCAAGAGGGUGGAUUCGGCGGAGGUGCAGAAGGUCUGCAGCAUCUGCGUCCUGUACCAGAUGGCGCUCACCACCCUGACCCAGAUCCGGUUGCAGAUCCUCACCGGUCUGACCUACUUGGACGAUCUCCUUCCUAAGCUCUGGGCCUUCAUCUGUGAACUGGGCCCCCAGGGGGGCUUGAAACUCUUCCUGGAGUGCUUGAACAACGACACGGAGGAGUCCAAGCGGCUGCUGGCCAUGCUGACGCUCUUCUGCGACUGCUCCCGUCACCUCAUCACGAUUCUCGACGACAUCGAAGUCUACGAAGAGCAGGUCUCGUUCAAGCUGGAAGAGCUCGUCACCAUCUCGUCUUUCCUGAACUCCUUUGUGUUUAAGAUGAUCUGGGAUGGGAUUGUGGAAAACGCCAAAGGAGAGACCCUGGAGCUCUUCCAUUCGGUCCACGGCUGGCUGAUGGUGCUGUACGAACGGGACUGCCGCCGGCGUUUCGCUCCGGACGACCAUUGGCUGCGCAAGGACCUCAAGCCGAGUCUGCUCUUCCAGGAGCUCGACAAAGACCGGAAGCGGGCCCAGCUGGUGCUGCAGUACAUCCCCCACGUCAUCCCCCACAAAAACAGGGUUCUUCUUUUCCGGAACAUGGUGACGAAAGAGAAGGAGAAACUCGGGUUGGUGGAGACCACUUCUGCGUCGCCUCACGUCACCCACAUCACCAUCCGCCGGUCGCGCAUGCUGGAGGACGGAUACGAACAGCUGCGCCAGUUGUCGCAGAACGCGAUGAAGGGCGUCAUCCGGGUGAAGUUUGUGAACGACCUGGGAGUGGAUGAAGCUGGCAUAGACCAAGACGGUGUCUUCAAGGAGUUCCUGGAGGAGAUCAUCAAGAAGGUCUUUGACCCGGCGCUCAACCUCUUUAAGACCACCAGCGGCGACGAGAGGCUGUACCCGUCCCCCACGUCUUACAUCCACGAGAACUACCUCCAGCUCUUCGAGUUUGUCGGGAAGAUGCUUGGCAAAGCUGUUUACGAGGGGAUCGUCGUGGACGUUCCAUUUGCGACGUUUUUCCUGAGCCAGCUCCUGGGACACCACCACAGCGUCUUCUACAGCUCCGUGGACGAACUCCCCUCCCUGGAUUCCGAGUUCUACAAAAACCUGACCUCCAUCAAGCGUUACGACGGAGAUACCAGCGAUCUGGGCCUGACCCUCUCCUAUGAUGAAGACGUCAUGGGCCAGCUUGUUUGCCAUGAGCUUAUUCCUGGAGGGAAGACCAUCCCUGUUACCAAUGAAAACAAGAUCAGCUACAUCCACCUCAUGGCUCACUUCCGCAUGCACACCCAGAUCAAGAGCCAGACGGCCGCCCUCAUCAGCGGCUUCCGGUCCAUCAUCAAGCCCGAGUGGAUCCGUGUCUUCUCCGCCCCUGAGCUGCAGCGGCUGAUAUCUGGCGACAACGCCGAGAUCGACUUGGAAGAUCUGAAGAAACACACCGUGUACUACGGCGGCUUCCACGGCAGCCACAGGGUCAUCCUUUGGCUCUGGGACAUCCUCGCCAACGAUUUCAGCCCUGACGAAAGAGCCAUGUUCCUCAAGUUCGUUACCAGCUGCUCGCGGCCGCCGCUCUUGGGCUUUGCCUACCUCAAGCCUCCUUUCUCCAUCCGCUGCGUGGAGGUUUCCGACGACCAGGACACCGGGGACACGCUGGGCAGCGUCCUGAGGGGCUUCUUCACCAUCCGGAAGAAGGAGCCCGGCGGGCGCCUGCCCACCUCCUCGACCUGCUUUAACCUCCUGAAGCUGCCGAACUACAGCAAGAAGAGCGUCCUGAGGGAAAAGCUUCGCUACGCCAUCAGCAUGAACACCGGCUUCGAGCUCUCGUAGCCCAGGGCUCCCCUUCCUUCCUUCCUUUUUUUGAGCUGGAGGCGCCGUCUUGGCCUGCCAGGUGGGCUUUUCCCAGGACCUUGGAAAGACGCAGCGGGAAAUGGCUCCAGGCUCCGAGACGGAACUUUCUGGAACUCUUACUUUGCCCUCACCCUCCCGUGGGAAGGAGGCCGGCUCCGGCCCUGCCCUCCUGUUCUCUGACAAGCAGCUGGCCUGCCAUUAAACGGAGCAUCAAGCGCGCAGCCUGUGAAGUGACCCCUUCGGGGGGGGGGGGCGCUGAGGGGGGGCGUUACCAGGGGCUUUCGCCCAAGGGAGGGUUGGGCGGACGUUCGCUCCUCUCAAGAGCCACCUGAGCUGCAGACGGACGCAGGGCCGUCUGCACCUGUUGUUGUGGCUGCUGUUAGUAUCUUCUUGGGCCUUUUCCUUUAGCUGAGGUGUUGCGUUGCUGUGUGUGUGCAUGUCCCCCACCCCACCCCCAAAAGAAAUGGGGAUCCUUGCGCCAUUGUUUUGCGGAAACGGCUGGGUCUUGCCAUGAGAUCAAAGGAACGAAGGGUGUGUGUGUGUGAGUUCCCUGCCUGUUCUGCUUCCAAAGGAACCCAAGUGUUUGAACGCAGAGAUGGGAGUCCCGGCCUGCCCAGGUCAAGAGCGAGCACUUCUUUUUGCUUUCGUGAAAUGUUCAGAACUCCACCCACCCAAAAAAUAACGGAACGGCUUGAUGGCGGUCUUGCUGAUAGCAGAAAUGAGCUGGCUGGCAAGGGACCUCUUCUCCCCCUGUCCUGGGAAGCUUCCGAGACUUUUACAUUCGCAUUUCCAGCCAUCCCCUCUCUGUCCCUCUCCUUCAAUCUCUCAUCACCUCACAUCUCAACUGCUGUGAAAUUUGCUCGUUCACCCCUUUUGAAUGCAUUCAGCGCCUGCUUGUUUGCGGCUCGCAAGUCUAUCUGGUGGGCUGUAGCCCUCGGGCGGGCAAUGCCCCGGGACGGCGUCCUGCUUGGGGAGCAAGUAACAACUUUGCAGUGCGGAUGAGUUGCCUCCCCACCCCCACCCCAUGGCAGAUGCGCUCUGGCCUUCUAGCUGUGCGGCUGCAAUCCACCAGCCGCUGGGCGUCAUCAAAAAGACUUCUCCGACGGCCACGCAGGCUGGGGCUCGUGGGAACUGUGGUCCAACCCCUAAGGAGGUUUCCCAAGUCGGAAAAGGCUGUCGUAGAGUUGGCUCUUCAUGGCUUCAUAGCUCGAAGUCCUUAUGCCUGUGGUGAGCCUCGGUUGCCGCAGAAAAGGCCCCAGGCUGCUUUCAGCCCUCUCUCCAGAGUGAGGAAGGCCUCUGGCACAGCCCUCUUCUCACGCCUCCCAAGCGCCUCCCACCCCGCGUGAGACGAGUCAGGGUCAAGUCGGAGCAAACCGUUGAGAUGCAAGUGGAGAGGCCGACGGCUGUCCUUGGAGGGAGCAAAAGGCCUCGAGGCACCUCUUUGCUGGGGCGCAAGCAGGUAGAACCGAUGCAUCUGACCCUUCGCCCCUUUAAACCCAACUGGUUCCGCAAUUUGAGCGUAGAGGCUCUUGUGCAGUUCAGGGCAGUUCUGGGCUUUGCCUGCUCGGGGACCUCUUUGUGCUGAAGAUAACUUUGGUUCAGGAAAAUAUUUUUGCUUGGGAGGAUAAACUCCAUGAAACUCAGCAGAGAGAAGUGGGUUUGGGACGAGGUUUUGUGUGUGUGCGUCUUCGAUGCUUGCAUUCACCCGUUUCCCCUCCUCUUUAAUAUCUCUGAAAAUCCAGUUGUCCAACAAAAAGGGGAAAUGCCAUUAAUAAGGCAAAUAUUUCCCCCAAAUAUUCCUCGGGGGUGGAGGUACUGGUCCGUUCACCCUUGUGUCGAAUCUGAUGGCACCAAGGGAAAAGCAGUGCCUUUCCUCGUACAAUGCUCCCUUGGGUCACCGUCUCAAUUUCGCCACAACUGUGUGUGGGGUAUAUGUGCAUUUGGGGAAAUACUGAAUAUACCAGAACGAUGGGAAAACGCUGCUGCUGCUGCUGCUGCUAUUCCUGCAGAAAAGAAAACGCCUUUUUCGUGUGUGUACAAAACAGUUGGAACCGAUUUCGCUUCUCCCGACCCGCAUCAAGAUAUUGCUUCUCACACUCGAAGGAUCCAGGGAGCGAAGCGUGGGCCAUUCGCAUGACUGAACGUUUCCUGCAGACCUUGCCUCCUUUCCGCGGUGUUCCUACCAGAAUUUCUUUCUUCUUUUAAUCUGUGUGAAUUUUGUGAAAUACGAGGGUGAAGGAAGCUAAGCGAUUCCUCGUAACUGAAACUCUAAACAGACUACAGGGCAUUUCAAGAAUGUUGAAUUCACCGGUUUUUAUUAAUCUUAUUUUUCAGAAGCCCAUUCUAGUGCUUUCUAACCUGAGGAUUCUACCAUGGCUGACCUGUAGCUCUGAGAUGUAAAAUAGUUUUGUUUUGUUUUUAAAAAAAUUCUAGCUAAGGGCUGUGCCCAGAUGAGCUCACAAGCACGAAAACUGUUAACCAAAUACCCCAUUCCCGCCCACCUUGGCCAUCUUUUCUUAUUGAAUUUGCUAUAAAUGUUGCAGGAGAAGGUCUAACGUUUUAAGCCUAGAUUUUAACACUUCUUAGGAAUUCGGCAACAUUGCACUACAAUAGAGAUUGUGGGAUGCUCUUUCUGGCCAUAUCACACCACAGCCUUCGCCAACAGGAUGCCCUUCCCAUGAGUCAUACUACAACUCCCAGGGUGGGAUACUGGGAGAUGUAGUCCAACACACCUGGAGGGCACUGGGUUGGUCAAGGCCGGUGUAGCGCAUCGCACAUCUAUGCUUGUUCAGAGUUGACGUGCAAAAACGAUUGUGUCAUAAAUAGGUAGAAACGGCUUAGCUGAAAAGGCACACAACGGCAGUCGUCUGUCUCGUAGAGUUUGAGGUGGGCUCAGUACGGCUUUCCUCAAAUAGGGAGCUACAAACCCCUCGUCCUCCUCCCCAGACAAUGCCUUGCAUGUGUGCUUCUUGAAGCGGAGAGGAAAUAUUUUGCCAUAGGAGAUUUAAGAAAUUAUUCUGCCCCUUCCGUAGCUUGGCGUUUCACGGUUAACGGCUCAUUCUCCGCGUUGCAAAUUCAGGACAAUAGGAAAUAAAACUUGACGAAUUGGCUGAA
This is a messenger RNA of Elgaria multicarinata webbii, 6703 nucleotides long. It is a transcript of the gene UBE3B, whose product is annotated as ubiquitin protein ligase E3B. Gene Ontology annotation, biological process: ubiquitin-dependent protein catabolic process; protein polyubiquitination. NCBI's taxonomy places the organism in Eukaryota, Metazoa, Chordata, Lepidosauria, Squamata, Anguidae. The coding region runs from base 362 to 3568 and encodes 1068 amino acids. Gene Ontology annotation, molecular function: protein binding; ubiquitin protein ligase activity. The record is from RefSeq and is a predicted model, not a curated record. The transcript has 28 exons.